This is a messenger RNA of Electrophorus electricus (electric eel), 3062 nucleotides long. It is a transcript of the gene rab11fip4a, whose product is annotated as RAB11 family interacting protein 4 (class II) a. Gene Ontology annotation, cellular component: cleavage furrow; midbody; endocytic vesicle. The record is from RefSeq and is a predicted model, not a curated record. Gene Ontology annotation, molecular function: calcium ion binding. Gene Ontology annotation, biological process: endocytic recycling; regulation of cytokinesis. Lineage: Eukaryota; Metazoa; Chordata; Actinopteri; Gymnotiformes; Gymnotidae.
GCGCGGUCCGUAGCAGACCGAGGAGCGCGGGGAUGACGGUGCCCGCGGCGGGCUACCGCUAACCACGGUGUGUUGUCGUUAUCAUCUGCGACCCGAGCCUCAUCUCCUGUUUCGCCGCGAUGGACUGCGCUCUCUUCCCGGACCAGGCACAGCUCCUCGUCUUUCUGAAAAAGCUGAGGGAGGUGUUCGACGUGUGCGACGAAGACGCUGACGGGUACGUUCGGGUUGAACACUUCGUGGACCUCGGGCUCCAGUUCGCGCAGGGAGACGAGGUGAAGAAGUUCGCCAGGUACCUGGACCCCAAUGCCCACGGCCGCAUCAACUUCAAAGACUUCUGUCAUGGAGUGUUUGCCAUAAAAGGCUGUGAGGAGGUGCUGAGGACCGUCCUGGGGACGCCCACUAUCGACAGACAGCCGUACCAGACAGACGAUGGCUACUACUACCAGCAGGUGGAGGCAGACCCGGCUCCACCCAUCAUCAUGUGUACCCAGCCAUACCCAGAGUGCCCACUGUACCCGGACGAGGAGCUGGGACGCCGAGACGCCCUGGAAUCCGACAUGGACAGCGGAGCCCCGUCGGAGGCCUCUGAUGGGGGACGCCAUGACGAUAAAGAGGAAGCACUCGGAGGGCUCUUCCUCCCUGGAAACAAUUCCUGCCAGCUGGUCCCUUCGGGUGCUGCGUCCGUGAUCUCGGCUGAAGAGCAGUUUGAAGACUACGGAGAGGGCGAAGAUGUGGACUUCACACCAUGCAGCCCCUGCCCUGACGAUGACACUCGCACCAAUGGUUUCUCAGACCUGGGCUCCUCUCUGCCCUCCAGUGCUGGUCAGACCCCUCAGAAGAUCAGGCACCUGUACUACAGUGAGCUGCUUGAUGUUUACUGCUCUCAGUGCUGCAAGAAGGUCAACCUCCUUAACGACCUGGAGGCUCGACUCAAGAACCUGAAGGCCAACAGCCCAAACAGAAAGAUCUCCAGCACUGCCUUUGGCCGGCAGCUGUUCCACCCCAGUAACUUCAGCAGCAGCCAGGGCAGCACAGAAGACCUGUUCCGUGACAGUAUCGACUCCUGUGACGUCGACAUCACCGAGAAGGUAACUUAUCUGGAGAAGAAGGUGUCAGAGCUGGAGAAUGACAGCCUGGCCAAUGGAGACCUGAAGUCCAAACUGAAACAUGAGAACACACAGUUGGUCCACAGAGUGCAUGAGCUAGAGGAGCAGAUUAAGGACCAGGAGUCCCGGGCAGCCCAGUGUUUGGAGGAGGAGCUGAAGAGGCACAAAGAGAUGUACAGCAAGAUGGGGAGAGAGAAGGGCAUUGAGAUCGAGCUGCUUAGCAACAGGGUGCAACAACUGGAGGAGGAGAAUGCGGAGAUGAAGGUGAACGUUUGCAGAUUGAAGUCUCAGACUGAGAAAUUGGAUCAGGAGAAGCAGCGUAUGACCGAUAAGCUGGAGGACACCAGUUUGCGUCUGAAGGAUGAGAUGGACCUGUACAGGAAGAUGAUGGACAAGCUGUGGCAGAACAGACAUGAGUUUCAGAAAGAGAGAGAGGCCAUGCAGGAUUUGAUAGAAGACCUGCGUCGUGAGCUGGAGCACCUGCAGCACUUUAAGCUGGAGACGGAGCGUCCUGGGCGUGGCCGCAACUCUUCAGCCGGCCUGGCCGAGUAUAACGCUCGUGCACGCGAGAUCGAGCUCGAGCAUGAGGUCAAACGCCUCCGACAGGAGAACCACAAACUGCGUGACCAGAAUGACGAUCUGAAUGGGCAGAUCCUCAGCCUUAGUCUGUAUGAGGCCAGGAACCUGUUUGCCUGCCCCACCAAGGCACAGUCGCUGGCCACUGAGAUCGACAACGCGUCCAGAGAUGAGCUGGUUGAUGCCCUGAAGGAGCAGGAGGAGAUCAACCUCCGCUUGCGCCAGUACAUGGACAAGAUCAUCCUCGCCAUCCUAGACCACAACCCUUCCAUCCUUGAGAUCAAGCACUAGAGCUGCACUGCUCCAGCUGGAGGGAAGGAACACACUCACUGUUCCCCCUUCUGGCCAUGGGAGUGAACAGCACCAACAUGUCAACACGUCAUGUGUCUGUUGCUCAUGCGCUUUCGCGCUCACUCCCACACACACAAACACACACACAGGUUCCCUGCACACUAACACAUGUGUUCAAAUUAACUGGAACGUAAUGUAGAAGACUAUAUGUGUACAUGUGGUGAUGCAGGAUUAUAUAUGAUAUAUUCAACCUAAACGCUGCACCUAUGAGGUUUUACAGCAGGAAUUGCUGUAGUAAUGUGCUUUUCUCUCCGCAAGCCCUGCCACAAACAGAAGGAAAACACUGAACAUUUCCCAUAAGCUCACAUGUCAUGUAGACAGGAGGUGCAGACGCUACAUACACACUCAUCGAUCUUUAGGUCUGCUUGGGCUCCUUCUGAGUUUCCUGUCAGUUUAAUGUUUAAAUGUUCACUCUCGAACACAACUGUCCUGGAACUGGAAAAGGGAAGAGCGGUUUAGGCCACAGCUGCAUGGCACCAGACGCGUUGAAGCACAAACGGAGCAUAAAACGUUCACAGAGCAAACACGUUUGCACAAAAUAGCAUAUACAGCUAGUGAUAUGUAUACCGAAUGAAGGACUGAAAAUGGUAAUGGAACAAAAACCUUUUUUUGGGGGGGGAAGAUAUAGGAUGUGUAAAAAAAAAAAAAAAAAAAUGUUAAAAAAGAUAAUAUGAAGUCUAUUUUUUAAAGGAGAAGUGUAAGAGAUAUUUACCGUUAUCCUUAGUUGAUCCCAGGGUUCCUGUAGCAUAGCACCACCACGUCUCCUCUCCUGCUACACAUGCUCAGGCGUGUAAAGUCCUUUGGCUGUUACCUGAUGCUGAUGAAAGCAGUCUAAUCUUUAUUAUCUUUAGUUCAGAUGGUUAGUACAGCAUACAGAGAAACCCAAACUAUCAAAAAAUCUCUUGCGUAGAUGUGGUUACGUUCUCCUUUCAUUAAUAUGACCGUCGCAGUUACUGUGCGGUGAGGAAGAAGAUGGGCCCUGUGAAGCGUAGCAGGGGUCCGUAUUUGUCUACACGUGUUCAGCGACCC